AUGUCCGACCUGUGGUGCUCCUUGAUCUCUGCCAUUGCCCCCAACCCUGAAGCCAUGCCUGCUGUACUCCAGUCCACCAUCCAUUUGCUCGAAUCAGAGCUGGUGAAGGCUCGGGCUGCUCUUCAGGAAGUUCGACCCUAUGCUGCUCUCCCGCGCAUUGGGGACGAGGUCGCUGUCGGCGCCAUGGCCGCCUACAGACAGAAUCUCAUCGGCCGUGCCCCCGACUUUUACGGCGCUCGUCGGCUGACCCUUGAAGAAUUGGGCCUCCAGCCUGCUAUGCAUCAAAACACAUCCGAUAUCGUGCCAGAGAUGAUGGCCCAACCUGCGUCUAUUCCUCCGCGAGCAUCUCUGGAGGAAACGCUCACCAAUAGUCUAAUUCUUGAUCACAUGGCACCUUAUCUCUCCUGUCCCGUCCUUAAUGGCUCUGUCGAUGACCUCGCGACACCUUCGCGACCUGAUUACCAAAACUCCUUACAUAUUCAGACAUCUCGAUCUGACUCGCUGCAAAGGCGCGCAGUUGCUCGCUUCGCACGACGACGACUCUUCAACGGAAGACGAGGUAUACUCGGCUCCCUUACGCCAUAUUUUUGCUAG
Molecule: messenger RNA, 594 nt
Organism: Penicillium maclennaniae
Lineage: Eukaryota; Fungi; Ascomycota; Eurotiomycetes; Eurotiales; Aspergillaceae
Exons: 1
Coding region: 1-594 (197 amino acids)
Source: RefSeq, a predicted model, not a curated record